This is a messenger RNA of Myotis lucifugus (little brown bat), 2826 nucleotides long. RefSeq names its product progestin and adipoQ receptor family member 7 (gene PAQR7). The transcript is spliced from 3 exons. The record is from RefSeq and is a predicted model, not a curated record. Bases 834 to 1880 code for a protein of 348 amino acids. Gene Ontology annotation, biological process: response to steroid hormone. Gene Ontology annotation, molecular function: nuclear steroid receptor activity; steroid binding. Gene Ontology annotation, cellular component: plasma membrane. Lineage: Eukaryota; Metazoa; Chordata; Mammalia; Chiroptera; Vespertilionidae.
AGGAAAAUACAUGUACGUACUGUACCUAUUUAUUGAAAAAGCCCUUGUGUAAAUGGACCUGCGGAGUGCCAACCCUUGUUCAAGGGCCAACUGCAUUUUGCAUACCAGGAGGCAAAAGAAGAAGUGGAAUUAUAACCAAAUAAUAUUUAUGAAUGGGUGUUUUUUAGGUAGGCUCUUCAACUCCAAAAGGUCAAGAACUUAAUAUCCUUAGGUGUUGCCCUGAACUGUUAAUUAGCUGGGCUAUUAUUCGACGAGGGUGGUAUUUUAACUGCUUUGUUCAUGUGAAAGCUCCAGGCCUGGCACACAGUAGGCCUAAAACAACUGUUGGUAUGUCUCUGGGACUGAAGGGCCCUUUGAAGUUACCGGUGAAGUCACUCUCCUCGACAUUUGGAGAAAAAGAGCCAAGAGGGGAAUGGACUUGUCCAAGGUCACACAGGGAUCGAGUGGCCGAGCCAGGAGUAGAACCCAACAAAAACAGUGGCGCCCAGGCUGUGCCAGGGCCAACACCCAGCAUCCGUGACUAUUUCGCUCUUUUGCUUUUGCAAGAGCCCUUGAGGUGGUUAAUUGUUAGUCUCUGAUUCUAAGUGAGGAAAGCAGGCUCAGAGAGGCAAGUCACACAGCUGCUAAGUUCCAGUCUUGAGACCCAGUUUUCACACGAAAGUGGGGGCCUGGCUUCUUUUGAACUAGUCUGCUCAGCCUUUUAUUAUCUAGGAUAAGGGACAAAAGCCAAUCAAGUUUGCCUGAUAUCCAUCAACCAGGCCCUGGACACCUGGUCUCAGCCCAACUUCGCCUGCCUUGCUGUGUGGUCUUGGCUCCCUUCCCAGUCCACAGCCAUGGCCACCUUGGUGGCCCAGAAGCUUAUCCACCUGCUGCCCAGUUUUCGGCAGGCCCACCAGGAGCCUCAUCAAUCUGUGCAGCCAGAGCCUGUCUUCACGGUAGACCGAGCCAAGGUGCCACCCCUCUACUGGAAGCCAUACAUCUACGUGGGUUACCGGCCACUGCACCAGACCUGGCGCUUCUACUUCCGCACGCUGUUCCAGCAGCACAACGAGGCGGUGAACGUCUGGACCCACCUGCUGGCGGCCCUGGUGCUGCUGCUGCGGCUGGCCAUUUUUGUGGGGACCGUGGACUUCUGGGGAGACCCCCACGCACUGCCCCUCUUCAUCAUUGUCCUCGCCUCCUUCACCUACCUCUUCCUCAGUGCCUUGGCUCACCUCCUGCAGGCCAAGUCCGAGUUCUGGCAUUACAGCUUCUUCUUUCUGGACUACGUGGGUGUGGCUGUGUACCAGUUUGGCAGCGCCCUGGCACACUUCUACUAUGCCAUCGAGCCUGCCUGGCACGCCCAGGUGCAGACCAUUUUCCUGCCCACGGCCGCCUUUCUCGCCUGGCUUUCUUGCACUGGCUCGUGCUACAACAAGUACAUCCAGAAGCCCGGCCUGCUGGGCCGCACGUGCCAGGAAGUGCCCUCAGCGCUGGCUUACGCACUGGACAUCAGCCCGGUGGCGCACCGCAUCCUGGUGUCCCCCAACCCUGCCACCGAUGACCUCGCUCUUCUCUACCACAAGUGCCAGGUCGUCUUCUUCCUGUUGGCUGCUGCUUUCUUCUCGGCCCUCAUGCCUGAGCGCUGGUUUCCUGGCAGCUGCCACCUCUUUGGGCAGGGCCACCAGCUCUUCCAUGUCUUCCUGGUGUUCUGCACUCUGGCUCAGCUAGAGGCUGUGGCGCUGGACUAUGAGGCCCGGCGGCCCAUCUAUGAGCCACUGCAUACCCGCUGGCCCCACAACUUCUCCGGCCUCUUCCUGCUCACCGUGGGCAGCAGUGUCCUCACCGCAUUCCUUCUGAGCCAGCUGGUACGGCGCAAACUCGAUCAGAAGACCCAGUGAAGGGAGGUGGCAGCUGGUAGGGAGGGAGGUAGAGUGGGAGCCCAGGGGUCCGGGCUUGGCUCCAUAUAGGAACAAGGCCUGGUAAAGUUGUUUGUGUCUGCACUGCGGUGUCUCUGUGCGCACGCCUCGGCUACCUAGGAUGGCAUUGGCUAGUCCUUGGGUUUAGGGGUUGGCCUGGAGUUCUGGGGUCCACUCCCGGGCCUGCCCUAACUCCCUGACUUGGGAGCGGGAAAGAGAUAAAGAUGUGGCUACCCUGGUUUGCCCCCCCACAUUGCCUCUCACUACAGGUGAGGAUGGGGAGGGGGAAGGGGAGUCAGCUGGGGCCAGGACUCUGGUUUGGGGCUUCCAGAUUAUCUAGAGGGGGUGAAGGUGGAAUUUAGGCUAGAGUUAGAUUUGAGCUGAGAGGCAGAGGAGGCCUCAGCAACGCCCAUGUACCAGAUUUCAUUGGUGGGUGGGGAAGGGGCAGGACCGAAGUGUGUGCAGGAUCUUACCAUUGUCUGAACCCCAGCCUGGAGUUUUGGAGCUUCAGAGUCCCCAAAGGUAAAGACUGUGCUGGGUGCAGGUGGAUCCCACCCAGUGCCCCCUAUCCCUCAGUCACUGUCCCCUGCAGCUCACCUUCCUAGCUUUGGCCUCCAUGUUCCAAAUGUCCUGUUCCCAGCCAUUCUCCUGGUUUCCACUGGGCCCUCUGGAUCAAAGACUUUAAUAUUGGGAUGGACUGUCAGGGGAAGCACUGAGGAGGGAAUAAUCAGUAUGGCCUGGGGCCCUCAGGGUUUUGGGUUGGGAAGGGUGAAUAGGAGUUUGCAGACGGAGAAGAGGAAAGGUAUUCCGGGCAGAGGGGAAAACCUGUACAAAGACCAAGGGGUACGGAAGGAGUUCAGUGGGGCUGGAGCUAGGGGCGGUCUGGACUUUGGUAUGUCCUGGAUGCAAUAAAGUUACUGUGAUAACA